This is a messenger RNA of Selaginella moellendorffii, 789 nucleotides long. RefSeq lists its product as uncharacterized. The record is from RefSeq and is a predicted model, not a curated record. The transcript has a single exon. Lineage: Eukaryota; Viridiplantae; Streptophyta; Lycopodiopsida; Selaginellales; Selaginellaceae. The coding region runs from base 29 to 709 and encodes 226 amino acids.
UCUCUACUUACCUAUCUGGUUUAGGACGAUGGUGGUGAUAGCAUUCACGGGAGCUCCUCCUCCAGCGACAACGGGUUUGCAUCCCAAUGGCCGUCUUCGCAAUCGCAGGCCCGGAAGAUUGACAGCAGCAACAGGUGCUACUGAAUUGGUGGAGCUCGCGGCCUCUAGUGUCGCUGCUACUGCUGCGACUGUGGUGGAUCCUUGGUCUCCCGGUGGCGUCAAUUCACAGAGCCUGGCGUCUCAGCUGUUUGCUGCAUCGCUCUUCCCGUAUCUCGGCUUCCUCUAUCACCUUACCAAGUCCAAGACUGCGCCCCAGCUCACCCUCUUUGGCUUCUACUUUCUACUCGCAUUCGUCGCAGCUACAAGUAAGUCUUCUCGUCUUGUUUUGGUUGUGGAUCUAACUAACUUGCAACAUAUGUACGUCUUUGGAACCGCUUCUGUGCUACCACAGUUCCUGCUGGCAUCUAUGGUACGCUCGCAAAUGCGAAAGCCUUAUAUCCACGAUUUGAUGACGAACUCUGUGUGUUGCUAUGCAGCCAAAGUUCACUACGGCACAUCUCUCUCGAACGUUGAUUGGCUUCACGGCGGUGCCGAAUCCUUCCUUACAGUCACGAAUCUGUUUAUAGUGCUCGGCUUGAGAAAAGCGCUGCGUGCUACUGCUGCUGCUGGUGAUGUUGCUGCCAAUGCUGCAAAAGAUGAAAGCAGUUAAAACGCUUCGAUUGUGUUCUUUCUGUUUACCUGGGAGGACUUGGCCGGGCUGUAUUUUAUAUAAAACGUAACUUUUUAGUC